This is a messenger RNA of Lipotes vexillifer (Yangtze River dolphin), 3420 nucleotides long. It is a transcript of the gene RABGEF1, whose product is annotated as RAB guanine nucleotide exchange factor 1. Gene Ontology annotation, cellular component: endocytic vesicle; cytosol. The coding region runs from base 16 to 1491 and encodes 491 amino acids. Gene Ontology annotation, molecular function: small GTPase binding; guanyl-nucleotide exchange factor activity; DNA binding. Gene Ontology annotation, biological process: vesicle-mediated transport. The record is from RefSeq and is a predicted model, not a curated record. The transcript is spliced from 8 exons. NCBI's taxonomy places the organism in Eukaryota, Metazoa, Chordata, Mammalia, Artiodactyla, Lipotidae.
AUUAACAGGAAGAAGAUGAGUCUUAAGUCUGAACGCCGAGGAAUUCAUGUGGAUCAAUCAGAGCUCCUAUGCAAGAAAGGAUGUGGUUAUUACGGCAACCCUGCUUGGCAGGGUUUCUGCUCCAAGUGCUGGAGGGAGGAGUACCACAAAGCCAGGCAGAAGCAGAUUCAGGAGGAUUGGGAACUAGCAGAGCGACUACAGCGGGAGGAAGAAGAGGCCUUUGCCAGCAGUCAGAGCAGCCAAGGAGCCCAAUCCCUCACAUUUUCCAAGUUUGAAGAAAAGAAAACCAAUGAGAAGACCCGCAAGGUUACCACAGUGAAGAAAUUCUUCAGUGCUUCAUCCAGGGUUGGAUCAAAGAAGGAAAUUCAGGAACCAAAAGCUCCCAGUCCUUCUAUAAACCGGCAAACCAGCAUUGAAACGGAUAGAGUGUCUAAAGAGUUCAUAGAAUUUCUCAAGACCUUCCACAAGACAGGCCAAGAAAUCUAUAAGCAGACCAAGCUGUUUUUGGAAACAAUGCAUUACAAAAGGGAUUUAAGCAUUGAGGAACAGUCAGAGUGUACUCAGGAUUUUUACCAGAAUGUGGCUGAGAGAAUGCAGACUCGUGGAAAAGUGCCUCCAGAAAGAGUUGAGAAGAUAAUGGAUCAGAUUGAAAAGUACAUCAUGACUCGUCUCUAUAAAUAUGUGUUCUGUCCAGAAACUACUGAUGAUGAGAAGAAAGAUCUCGCUAUUCAAAAAAGGAUCAGAGCCCUGCACUGGGUUACACCUCAGAUGCUUUGUGUCCCUGUUAAUGAAGAAAUUCCAGAAGUGUCUGAUAUGGUGGUGAAAGCAAUUACAGAUAUCAUUGAAAUGGAUUCUAAGCGUGUGCCCCGGGAUAAGUUGGCCUGCAUCACCAAGUGCAGCAAGCAUAUCUUCAAUGCCAUCAAGAUCACCAAGAACGAGCCAGCUUCAGCUGAUGACUUCUUACCCACUCUCAUCUACAUUGUUUUGAAGGGCAACCCCCCACGCCUUCAGUCCAAUAUCCAGUAUAUCACCCGCUUCUGCAACCCAAGCCGAUUGAUGACUGGAGAGGAUGGCUACUAUUUCACCAACCUGUGUUGUGCCGUGGCUUUCAUUGAGAAAUUAGACGCUCAGUCUUUGAAUUUAAGUCAGGAAGAUUUUGAUCGAUACAUGUCUGGCCAGACUUCUCCCAGGAAGCAGGAAUCUGAGAAUUGGUCUCCUGAUGCUUGCUUAGGUGUUAAGCAGAUGUAUAAGAAUUUGGAUCUCCUGUCUCAAUUGAAUGAACGGCAGGAAAGGAUUAUGAAUGAAGCCAAGAAGCUUGAGAAAGACCUAAUAGAUUGGACGGAUGGAAUCGCAAAAGAGGUUCAAGACAUUGUUGAGAAAUACCCGCUUGAAAUUAGGCCCCCAAAUCAGUCUUUAGCUUCUAUUGACUCUGAAAAUGUUGAAAAUGAUAAACUUCCUCCACCAUUGCAACCUCAAGUUUAUGCAGGAUGAUGAAAAUUUACAUGGAUAGUAUUUAUUUGAGCCUAAAUUAUAGCCAGCCCUUACUACAGUCCACUGAUUGGGGUCUAGAGUAUAACUUAAUUGCUUAUAAAUAUCAGAGCAUUUUUAAAGGUACAGUUUGUGGGGAUUGUUUUGUUCAUUUUGUUUUGUUUUUCCUGUCUGGGGAGACUUAGUAAAAAAUGCACUAUUUAUUUGAGUCACUGAAUAGAUUCAUUUAAGACUUGUUUGAAAGUUUUGUCUGCAAAUCUGUUUUUUCUCCAUGAUUUUCCUACAUGCUUUCUCUGUGGCAUUCAGUGGGUUUUGGAUUUGGUUAAAUAAUUGCCUUUUAAAGGAUAAAACAAAUGAAUGCUACAAAAAUGUAUGUUUAAGAAAAUACAACGGUACCACUGUUCUACAGUUUAAAAUAAUUUUAUAAUUGUAAAGAUAGAAGAUAUAUUGCUAAGUAAAUAUGUAAAAUUGUAAAUAUGUAAAAAAAAAGGAAUGGUGUCUGCUGUGCAUGGCAUUUCAUGUGUUAAUUUUUUUUUUUUUAGUUUAAAAUGAAGUAUAUUGAAUGUUUGCCUUUAACACCAUUUUAUUUGGUUUGCCCCACCAAAAUGAAUCUAGAAGUAUUUAGACAUACUCCCCUAAAAUGUUAACUCCAUCGUUACAAUGUGUUAGCCCUAACUUUGAGGUCCUGUACAGUCAGAGAAUGUGACACUAUUGAGGUUGAGGAUACUGUUUAGGUCAUGUAAAGUUACUGAAGUAACUUGUCAAUUUAAGGCUGAACCAUGCUGUUGGCACCUCUUUCCUCCUUUCAUUCAGCAAACAAAUAUUUACUGAGCUCUUGGUAAGGAAGGUGGCCCUGGGUCUGGGUCAGAAGACAGGACUGAAUAGGUCUCUGCAGAUGAGAGCUGAUGGGGAAUCCCUCUGAGCUUUAAAGUGCAGGGGGGCUUUCUGCCUCUAUGGUGUAAUUUUGAUUUUAUGGACAACCCAGACACACAUCAUAUAAGCCUCUUUCAGGAUUUCUCAACCUCAGUACUAUUUGGAGCCUGAGGACUUUUUUGUUUGAGUGCCGCCCCAUGCAUUGUAGAGUGUUUAGCGGUGUCCCUGACCUCUACACCCACUAGAUGCUAGUAGCAACCCCCCCAGUUGUGAAAAAUCGUCUCCAGACAUUGCCAAAUGUCUCCUGGGGGACAGAAUUGCCCCCAGUUAGGAACUACUGAUCUACUCUGUAAGCAAAGGAGUUUUCCUCCUGGUGGGUAAUAUGAUGUAACCAAAGAAUAUUGCACUAAAUGCACAGUAUAACGUGAACUGAUGGCUUAUUCAGUGAGGCUUUACAGCCCCUGGCAGCGUGGAGCCUUUUCUAAUCCUAAUGGAACCUUUCAUAACCUAAAUACAGCAUUAUGAUCCUCCUUGCAUUCAGUGAUUUCUACAGAUUCUCAGUGUACUUGUGAAAUUGUAAUUCCCAGGGCACCAUUUUUGAACAAGAUCACAUCACACAAGCAGUUAAGAAAGCUUCCUUUGCUUUUCCAGUAUCUUUCUAAUGGUGUACCACAAAUCUGUAGUGCAGUAGUUUUGGAAUAAAACUGGGGUGGGUAUAAAACUUUUUACCCUUUACUUAAAUUAACAUAUAAAAUCCAUCACGUUGACACAUCUAUUGUCCUAAAGCACUGAAGACAUGAAGCAGUUAACUGAGUCAGCUGAUAGAUAGCCAAGCUGACUUGGAAUGUAAUGAGUUACCAUCAAAUACAGGGAGAAUCUGCUCAUAGAAACCUGGGCCCAGAUUGUCUUUGUAGAAAGCUUUCCUCUUUUUUCUUUUCUAUGUACUUUCUAGGUGCUAAUCCAGGUAUACACACUCUUAAUUCUCCUGGGAAUAUACCGUUCUUUUAGUCGUUGUAUAUUAUGUUUGUUAAAUAAAAUGCUUAUCAGCCUCCCCAAAAA